Molecule: messenger RNA, 8881 nt
Organism: Oncorhynchus kisutch (coho salmon)
Lineage: Eukaryota; Metazoa; Chordata; Actinopteri; Salmoniformes; Salmonidae
Product: mitogen-activated protein kinase kinase kinase 21
Exons: 11
Coding region: 1029-4184 (1051 amino acids)
Biological process (GO): protein phosphorylation
Molecular function (GO): protein binding; JUN kinase kinase kinase activity; ATP binding
Source: RefSeq, a predicted model, not a curated record
CAGGCAUGUCACGUCAGGCUAAAUUCACCAAUCUGCGUGUAGAACAGAACAGCUCGAGCAGCGUUCGCAAACUUCCCAGGACCAGCCAGACGCUGAAUAGUGUGUCAGACAGUUCGGAUGAGUCUAGUUGGAGAGAUGGCGGUGCCGUACGGGUUGUUUUGAGGGAAGUUGCUGAAACGUUUGAUAUCUUUCGGAUCCUGGCGAAUCAUUUCAACGCAACAAAACGUUCCAUUGUUUGUUACACGACAAGACAUUAGCAGAAUGUAUGCUCCAAAUGUUCCAAGUGUCAGUGCAGUCAAUGGGCUGACCUAACGUUAGCUAGCUACUAUAGUAGUAUAGCGAAUGGGUUAGCUAGCCAGCUAAAGGUUUUAGAGAGCGAUUCAACUAACGUUAGCUAAACUUGCCAGCUAAAAGCUAACUGAAAACUUAGCUUGGCAAUAGCAUAGUUACCAACAAUAAUAUAGCUAAUCCUGAUGUUGGGGUAUGUUUCUGGUGUUUAACCCAAGUUUAUUUCGAUAAUGUGACUGCAGGUACUGUUUUAGCACUUGAUAAACGUCAGCCUGAAAAUUCAGGAGCUAACGUUUGCACGUUCAGCUAUGCCCUUUUUUGCUAGCUACUAAAUUAGGUAGCUGCUAACGUUAGCACAUUUAGCUAUGCACUUUUUGCUAGCUAUUAAGUUAAGUAGAUGUAAUGGGCUUAUUUUUCACUCUGUCCGUGUUGGGACUGGGUAAACUUUCAUGUACACUUUCUGAUAAGUAGCUCGUUAGCUACAUAAAUAUGCAUAGUUUUUUCCAACUAGCGUAACUUUAUCAAAAGUUGACCCACAAAGAAACUCCCUGUGGCAACGCGGAGAGAUGAAAGUAGCAAACGCGUUUUACCGGGACGUUGGAAUACCGUGCUGGAACCGUCUUGCCCAUUUGUGAUAUCGUUCUGAACGAUUCACGAGCAUUCCAGUUAGAGGUCCUUUGAUCGUUUGCUUUUUCGUCAACAGUUUGCACCCUAUAUGGUACGGCUACAGCCACCGAGAAAUGGAUGUUUCCAAGGGCGGUUUCCCAAACGGUGAGGGGCAACCGAAAGAUACGGGAGAGCAUGCCUGGACAGAUUCCCCCACUGCAAGAGCUUGGGCUCAUUGCGGUCCCCUGUCCCGAUCGCUGUGGACGGCAGUGUUUGACUAUGGAAGUACUGGAGAAGACGAACUUAGUCUGCGGCGGGGGGACGUUGUUGAGGUCCUCUCGAAGGAUGCUGCCAUCUCGGGAGAUGAAGGAUGGUGGACGGGUAAAAUUAACCAUAGAGUCGGGAUUUUCCCUGCAAAUUAUGUUACCUAUCAACCUGCCAUUUACAGACUUCCAGGCGGUAGCACGGUAGGGGUGAGGGAGCGUCCGAGUACUCCCAUCCAAAUAGAUUUUAGCGAACUCGUUUUAGAGGAAAUAAUCGGUGUCGGGGGAUUUGGUAAAGUUUACCGAGGGACAUGGAAAGACCAAGAGGUCGCUGUGAAGGCAGCGCGACAGGAUCCUGACGAAGACAUCACUGCAACUUCAGAUGGUGUUAAGCAAGAGGCCAAGCUCUUCUCUAUGCUACAGCAUCCCAAUAUAAUAAAACUUGAAGGUGUUUGUCUUGAGGAGCCGAACCUGUGCUUGGUGAUGGAAUAUGCUCGUGGAGGGACUCUUACCCGGGCUUUGACUGGUCGGAGGAUACCCCCACACAUUCUUGUCAACUGGGCUGUUCAAAUCGCCAGGGGCAUGCACUACCUACACGAGGAGGCUGUUGUGCCUAUUAUUCACCGCGACCUGAAAUCCUGCAACAUUUUAUUACUUGAAAAAAUUGAGAACGAUGACAUUGGAAGGAAGACCUUGAAGAUCACAGACUUUGGCCUGGCCAGAGAGUGGCACAACACAACCAAGAUGAGUGCUGCUGGCACGUACUCAUGGAUGGCCCCUGAAGUCAUCAAGUCCUCUCUCUUCUCCAAAGGCAGCGAUGUCUGGAGUUAUGGUGUUCUUUUAUGGGAGCUGCUGACAGGAGAGGUGCCUUACCGUGGGAUUGAUGGGCUGGCUGUGGCCUAUGGUGUGGCUGUCAACAAGUUAACCCUCCCUAUUCCAUCCACCUGCCCAGAACCCUUCUCCAAGCUCAUGGAAGAGUGCUGGGAGCAGGACCCCCACAUCCGGCCGUCAUUUGCCUCCAUCCUGGAGCAGCUAACAGCCAUAGAGGAAGCAGUGAUGGCCACCAUGCCCCAGGACUCCUUCCACUCCAUGCAGGAGAACUGGAGGGUGGAGAUCCAGGAGAUGUUUGAUGAGCUCAGAACAAAAGAGAAGGAGCUGCGUUCACGGGAGGAGGAGCUGACGCGUGCGGCGCUGCAGCAGAAGUCCCACGAGGAGCUGCUGAAGAGGAGGGAGCAGCAGCUGGCGGAGCGGGAGAUCAAUGUGUUGGAGAGGGAACUCAACAUCCUCAUCUUUCAGCUCAACAAGGACAAGCCCAACGUCAGGAAGAGGAAGGGCAAGUUCAAACGUAGCCGCCUCAAACUCAAGGACGGCAACCGCAUCAGCCUGCCCUCAGAUUUCCAGCACAAGAUCACGGUGCAGGCGUCACCUUCCAUGGACAGUAGGAGUCUGAACACCAGCCCCCCCAGCAGCCCCACACUCAUACCCCGCCUCCGGGCCAUCCAGUUGUGCGCCCGAAUUGACAGUAUCCGAAGGGACAGUAUGUAUGUGUAUCACCAAGAUGUGGAUAUCACCAGCGAGUGCCAGCCCUAUACUGGGGUUAGGAAGAAAGUGACUCUGGACGAGAGCAACAGGACAUGGGGACGAAGCACCAUCUACAAGCCGGAGGAGUUUGAUGACGUCAAGAAGGGGAUUAAGAAGAAGGGGCGAACGUGGGGACCGAGCUCCGUUCAGACCAAGGAGCGGGGAAACUGUGCUGAAAGAGUGAGGCCACUGUCUGAUGGAAACAACCCCUGGUCCACCAGUCUGGGGAAGUCCCAGAAGUCCGUUCCGUUGGCUGCGUUGUUUGCAGAGCAGCAAGCCUGUCUCUGUCCUCGUCCUUCAUGUUCAGGGACCAGUAAAGAAGAGAUGUGCUCGCCAGAUGGAUCGGACAACACCAAACCAAAGCAACUGAAGUUCCCCAAUCAGGUGUACAUCGAUCUACCCCUGUGGAAAGAUGAGAAGCAGCAGGGGGGCGAGGGGACGGCAGGAAGCUGCCCUGGGGAAAGCCUGGAGGACUCCAGUACCACCUCAGCCAGCUCCACCAGCACCACACCCCAGCACACCCCCACCAACAGCCUGAAGAGGACCUCCGCUCGCCGCCGGACAGAAACCGUACUCUACGGCUGUGCCUCUAUGCUGGCCUCGGUAGCAUUGGGCUUUGACCUGCGUAAUGUGCUCAAUGCCCCACCGGCAGAUGACCCUGAGCCUCAGCCCAGUGUGGAGAAGAAAAAGAAAGAGGGUCUGUUCCAGCGCGCCACACGCUUCCCUGGUGGACGUUCUUCCCAUAAGGAUGAGGCAGCCUCCCAAGUCCCCAUCAACCUCAUCUCCAUGUCUUCCAUCUCAGAGUAUAACUCUACCAAGAGCCUCCUGCGGUCAGCCUCGGAGGGGCCAGAGCCCAGCCCUGUGAAGGAAGUGGCCCCUAUCAGCCUGUCGCACCCCACGCCACAGCCCAGAAGUGGCUCCCAGCCCCAGGUUCCAGAGGUGCCCGGCCGCAGGACUCCGGCCUCCCCCCUCCCCCAGCCUGCUGCCCCAGAGAAGACUCACAGUCAAAGCAUGGGCUCUCACCUCCGGAGGAAGAAGUCGGCCAUCGUUCAGGACACUAACGGUACAUCUGGCUCUCUCACAACUUCAUCGGGACUGUCUUCCACCACAACCUCUCAGAAGAAGAAGUCUGACAGGGAGGACACCCCUAAGAGAGCAGCCCGUGGGGAGACUGUCACCUCCAGGUCCCGGCCUUUGUCCCUCCGGGGCAAACCCCACUCUUGGGGUCUCCUGAGGGGCCACAACAAAAGCUACUCCCUGGGCCACUAUUCUGGAGAGAAGAGCGCCAGGAGCCUCAACAUCGUCCUCUCCUCCGCCGAGGUCAAGAUGGACUGCUCUCUGCUGGAUAUGGACACGGAGGGGCAGAAAUGUGACUGCACCGUGCCCCUCUGCCGAAUUCAGAGCGGCCCCAGUCGCCCCUCCGUCUUCGAACUAGAGAAAAAAUGAUUGUCAUAGCAGAAAUAAGCUGCCUUUAUUACCAGGAUCCAGUCUCUAAGUAACGUUUAUGAGUUGGAUCAACAAGUCUUAUUUGACAUUCCAGGGCAUUCCACUGCCCUCCUGUGGUUUUUACCUGAAUGGAGGCCACUGCUGCUGAACUGUUUAUUUAUUCUGUCAUAUUUUGCUAGGUAAUUUAAUAUUAGAAAAACGUGUUUCAAUAGCAUCAGGUUGAUUGAACAACGAAGGAACACAUUAAAUGUUUUGUUGUUGCAGAAAUGUUUACAUUUUUGUGCGCACAUACUAGUUAGGACCAUGGCAUCUUAAGUUACAAAAUGAUGCUUACGUUAAAAUGUUAAUUUGCUUUUGUCUGUGGAUCUUUUAUUCUCCGUUUUGAUUUAAUGCUGGUAAUUAUUUUGUAUUGUAUUGAUUUUGUUUUUAUAUUGACAUAUACAACAGUGUUUAUUUUAGGAUGAGUUCUGUCCAAUGUCUGAGAGGUAAUAUUGAAGUCAACAUGUGGCGCAACUGACAGAUUUACAAAUGUAGGAUCUUAAUUUGAGCCAGUUUGCUAAAGCAGGAAAAUAAUCCUGCAGCAGGACAGUUCUUCUGCAACAGGGUGAUCAAAUUAAGAUCCUACAUCUGUAACAGUGCAACAAACAACACUGGAAAACCUAGUCUCAACUAGAGGUUGACCGAUUAUGAUUUUUCAAUACCGAUACCGAUUAUUGGAGGACCAAAAAAGCCGCUACCGAUUAAUCGGCCAAUUGUUUUGAUUUUAUUUGUAAUAAUGACAAUUACAACAAUACUGAAUGAACACUUAUUUUAACUUAAUAUAAUACAUCAUUAAAAUAAAUGUAGCCUCAAGUAAAUAAUGAAACAUGUUCAAUUUGGUUUAAAUAAUGCAAAAACUAAUUGUUGGAGAAGAAAGUAAAAGUGCAAUAUGUGCUAUGUAAGAAAGCUAACGUUUCAGUUCCUUGCUCAGAACAUGAGAACAUAUGAAAGCUGGUUGUUCCUUUUAACAUGAGUCUUCAAUAUUCCCAGGUAAAACGUUUUAGGUUGUAGGAAUUAUAGGACUAUUUCCCUUUAUACCAUUUGUAUUUCAUUAACCUUUGACUAUUUGAUGUUCUUAUAGGCACUUUAGUAUUGCCAGUGAAACAGUAUAGCUUCGGUUACACCAGCCUCAUCUCAGGAGUUGAUAGGCUUGAAGUCAUAAACAGCGCAAUGCUUGACGCACAACGAAGAGCUGCUGGCAAAAUGCACGAAAGUGCUGUUUGAAUUAAUGUUUACGCGCCUGCUUCUGCCUACCACCGCUCAGUCAGAUGCUUGUAUGCUCAGUCUCAUCAACCAUGUGUAGUUAACUAGUGAUUAUGAUUGAUUGUUUUUUAAGAUAAGUUUAAUGCUAGCUAGCAAUUUACCUUGGUUUACUGCAUUCAUCUAACAGGCAGUCUCCUUGUGGAGUGCAACGAGAGAGAGGCAGGUCGUUAUUGCAUUGGACUAGUUAACUGUAAGGUUGCAAGUUUGAAUCCCUCGAGCUGACAAGGUGAAAAUCUGUCGUUCUGCCUCUGAACAACGGAGUUAACCCACCGUUCCUAGGCCAUCAUUGAAAAUAAGAAUGUGUUCUUAACUGACUUGCCUAGUUAAAUAAAGGUAUACAUAUUUAUUUAUUUUUAUCGGCAAAUCGGGGCUCAAAAAUACAAAUUUCCGAUUGUUAUGAAAACCUGAAAUCGGCCCUAAUUAAUCGGCCAUUCCGAUUAAUCGGUCAACCUCUAGUCUCAACACUAAACCAGGCCUGGUCAGCUUCUACUUUACCACUAUACGACAAGCCUUACCAGCAGCUGGACCAGUACCAGUACUCUACAUAAAGACUGUUCUGCAUUAAUAGCUGCUAUGGUUUAUGUGGAAUAUGACCAUUUUGCUCGAAAUCAGUUCACAUGGGGGUUAGUCUACCUAGGUUCCUGUGAAAACACUAUUUUGAAGAACAAAGAGAUGGGAAUUAAAUAUAUUUCAAUAUUUGUUUGAGUAACAGUUAAAUGCUGUAUUCCUUAGCAAUCAUUUUCAUAUUAACAUAAAAAGCUGACAGGAACUGUCUCUGAUGCCACUAGACUACACACAUUUUUAUCAUCUGAAUAUUCUGACCCCAUUUAAGUACCAUGCAAGUCAUUAGUACCGAGCAACAAGUAAAACUGUCCAUAAAUAUCCAAUGUAUUGUUGUUCGUCCCCGUUUACAAAGAAUACCGAAUGUUAAAUCUCUGUUUUUGUAGUUCUGUUUAAAUCAUGAGCACUUUCUCUUUAUUUAAAUCGACAUUCCUAACAGUACAUCCCAGACAGCUGUUGAAGUCACUUUCUCUUUAUUUAAAUCGACAUUCCUAACAGUACAUCCCAGACAGCUGUUGAAGUCACUUUCUCUUUAUUUAAAUCGACAUUCCUAACAGUACAUCCCAGACAGCUGUUGAAGUCACUUUCUCUUUAUUUAAAUCGACAUUCCUAACAGUACAUCCCAGACAGCUGUUGAAGUCACUUUCUCUUUAUUUAAAUCGACAUUCCUAACAGUACAUCCCAGACAGCUGUUGAAGUCACUUUCUCUUUAUUUAAAUUGACAUUCCUAACAGUACAUCCCAGACAGCUGUUGAAGUCACUUUCUCUUUAUUUAAAUCGACAUUCCUAACAGUACAUCCCAGACAGCUGUUGAAGUCACUUUCUCUUUAUUUAAAUUGACAUUCCUAACAGUACAUCCCAGACAGCUGUUGAAGUCACUUUGUCUUUAUUUAAAUCGACAUUCCUAACAGUACAUCCCAGACAGCUGUUGAAGUCACUUUCUCUUUAUUUAAAUCGACAUUCCUAACAGUACAUCCCAGACAGCUGUUGAAGUCACUUUGUCUUUAUUUAAAUUGACAUUCCUAACAGUACAUCCCAGACAGCUGUUGAAGUCACUUUCUCUUUAUUUAAAUCGACAUUCCUAACAGUACAUCCCAGACAGCUGUUGAAGUCACUUUGUCUUUAUUUAAAUUGACAUUCCUAACAGUACAUCCCAGACAGCUGUUGAAGUCACUUUGUCUUUAUUUAAAUUGACAUUCCUAACAGUACAUCCCAGACAGCUGUUGAAGUCACUUUCUCUUUAUUUAAAUCGACAUUUCUAACAGUACAUCCCAGACAGCUGUUGAAGUCACUUUCUCUUUAUUUAAAUCGACAUUCCUAACAGUACAUCCCAGACAGCUGUUGAAGUCACUUUGUCUUUAUUUAAAUCGACAUUCCUAACAGUACAUCCCAGACAGCUGUUGAAGUCACUUUCUCUUUAUUUAAAUCGACAUUUCUAACAGUACAUCCCAGACAGCUGUUGAAGUCACUUUCUCUUUAUUUAAAUCGACAUUCCUAACAGUACAUCCCAGACAGCUGUUGAAGUCACUUUGUCUUUAUUUAAAUCGACAUUCCUAACAGUACAUCCCAGACAGCUGUUGAAGUCAGUACAACUGGAAGAAUACCUUUUUUUUAACACUGCCUUUGAGAUCAAAUCUCAUCACUGUCUAAGCUGGAGUCCUUGCUAUAUCCUGACAUGUUAAGCAUUCCAUUAAUUGAACGACAACUUAAGUUUUUUUUGUUGCCUUAUCUUCCUUUUUAUUAGCAUUGUGUUAGCUCUGUGUGUGAGGAAAUUGGUUCAAGUGAUUGAGACGACAACAUACAGUACAUACUGAUCAAACCUGUUUAUCAGUGUUUUGGUUCGCACCACAGAAUCCCAGCGUUGUUUUAUCUUCAUGUAUCCCCAUGUUAACAAAUACGUCAGUUGACCUCAACCUUCUUACUUUUAUACUCGCAGCAUACUUAAACCACUUCAAGAAUGGCCGUCUGAUUAGAAUGAUAGGUCUUUGAACCAGUGUGAAUCCUCAAACCCUCCACGUUCUUUCUGGAAAUGUAAGUCAACUCAAGAUCAUACCAAACAAAUGUGAAUCCAUACCCUCUUUACCUUGUGUAGUAGUGUCAAUACCUAGAAAUCAAGACCAAAAUGCCUAUUUUUGUUGUCUUAGUAUCUUGGAAUGAAAAUGGUCUGCAAUGCAGUAAUUAUAAUGAAAUAGUAUUCUCUGAAAUGUUUCAUGUUGGGUCUCAAAUCAAUUAAUGAAUUAUGUUGCAAGAAGUCUCACUGUGGGAGGCAAAUAUUAUUUUGCAGACAUGUAGUAUGACAUGUCUUCUCAAUAACCUGCAUGGACCAACAGCUGUAAUAGUGCUGUGUAGAUGUUAUGCGGACAAGGUCAAAGAAACUCUGGUGACGUGACCACUUUUCGGACACCUCUCUGAGCGUAAUAACCUGUAGUAGGAUGACUAAGUGAUGAUGAUAUCCAGCCUCUGGAGGACCAUGUAAGCCAAUAGUUUAGUCUUAUACAGUAUGGCUCAUGGUUUUGAUAGAGUUUGCUACAGCACAUAUAGUAUGAGACUAGGCUAGCAAGGCGAUUGACAAAGCACAAUCAUUCAGACUUCCUGUGCACUGCGCUUGUGUAGUUAGAGUGGUGUUGCACUCAACAAGCUGCAAGAUACACGAGAAGGAGCUCUGCUGUUGAUCUGCAGACAGUCUCUGUUGAGGGACAAAAUAAUGUAAUGUCUCCUGUUCCCAAAACUUUCACCAAAGCUCAAAGUUCAUGAGACAGAUUUUUUAUACUGUAUUUUUAACCAGCCAUUUGGUUUGAAAUUAUUGAAGUCAAAUUGACAAAUGUAUUUUAUUU